Molecule: messenger RNA, 1069 nt
Organism: Enhydra lutris kenyoni (northern sea otter)
Lineage: Eukaryota; Metazoa; Chordata; Mammalia; Carnivora; Mustelidae
Product: glucokinase-like
Exons: 7
Coding region: 1-921 (306 amino acids)
Biological process (GO): glycolytic process; intracellular glucose homeostasis; regulation of insulin secretion
Cellular component (GO): cytosol; mitochondrion
Molecular function (GO): mannokinase activity; fructokinase activity; glucokinase activity
Source: RefSeq, a predicted model, not a curated record
AUGCGUGGCAUCCUCCUCAAUUGGACCAAGGGCUUCAAGGCCUCCGGAGCAGAAGGGAACAACAUCGUGGGGCUCCUCCGUGACGCCAUCAAACGGAGAGGGGACUUCGAAAUGGACGUGGUAGCGAUGGUCAACGACACAGUGGCCACCAUGAUCUCCUGCUACUACGAAGACCGCCGGUGUGAGGUCGGCAUGAUUGUGGGCACAGGCUGUAACGCCUGCUACAUGGAGGAGAUGCAGAACGUGGAGCUCGUGGAAGGGGACGAGGGCCGCAUGUGCGUCAACACUGAGUGGGGCGCCUUCGGGGACUCCGGGGAGCUGGACGAGUUCCUGCUGGAGUAUGACCGUGUGGUGGACGAGAACUCCCUGAACCCCGGCCAGCAGCUGUACGAGAAGCUCAUCGGCGGCAAGUACAUGGGCGAGCUGGUGCGGCUUGUGCUGCUCAAACUCGUGGACGAAAACCUGCUUUUCCGCGGGGAGGCCUCGGAACAGCUGCGCACGCGCGGCGCCUUCGAGACCCGCUUCGUGUCGCAGGUGGAGAGUGACUCUGGGGACCGCAAGCAGAUCUACAACAUCCUGAGCACGCUGGGGCUGCGGCCCACGGCCACCGACUGUGACAUCGUGCGCCGUGCCUGCGAGAGCGUGUCCACGCGUGCCGCGCACAUGUGCGCCGCGGGGCUGGCGGGCGUCAUCAACCGCAUGCGCGAGAGCCGCAGCGAGGACGUGAUGCGCAUCACCGUGGGCGUGGACGGCUCGGUGUACAAGCUGCACCCCAGCUUCAAGGAGAGGUUCCAUGCCAGCGUGCGCCGGCUGACGCCCAGCUGCGAGAUUACCUUCAUCGAGUCGGAGGAGGGCAGUGGCCGGGGCGCGGCCCUGAUCUCCGCGGUGGCCUGCAAGAAGGCCUGCAUGCUGGGCCAGUGACCGCGGAGGCCACCAGGCAAGGAGGAGGCAGUGGCUCGCUGGACCUGGGCCCCAGGGGAUGUGCUCCCCACAGAUGCCCCCACCCUCGCCCAGGAAAGAGGUCUCUCUUUGUGAGGACCGGGGACGCCUCCCAUCCCCACUGCCUCCC